Oryzias latipes (Japanese medaka) is the source of this 2485-nucleotide messenger RNA. The record is from RefSeq and is a predicted model, not a curated record. Lineage: Eukaryota; Metazoa; Chordata; Actinopteri; Beloniformes; Adrianichthyidae.
UUUAUUUUUUGGGGGGGAGGGGGGGGGGUGCAAUAAGUAUUUAUCUUAAUGUCUCGGUGUAUAUUUGCAGUUUUAUUAUUAUUGGUGUGUGUUGAAGUGCAUCAAAAAUGUGUCAUGAUUAAAAAUAUUUAGCUUGCAAUCAUACAAGUAUAAAACGAAAAGUAAAAUAUACAAUUAAAUGUGUUAAAAUUCUUGUUAACUCCUGUUUUUUAUUCAGCCAUCUGCAGCUAGGUGGCUUCAGAGAACCUGGGAUUUUGCCGGCAUCCCAUCAUCUGACUGUAAUCUCAAAUAACAGAGUGAAUUCUCUUUCUUAUAAACUUUAUUUUGUGCUGCCAAAAAAAAAACCCAACAACUCCAGAUUGAGACAUUUUUCCAAUCAAACACAGCUAAAUCAAGCGUGUGUCGACAUCAACAGUUAGUAGACGAAGCAAUGAGUCCAUCAACAUUUAUGAUUGAUGACAAAGGGAAUCUUCGUCGUGUGUUUAAAUCUUUUUCUUCUGUUUGCUCCAGUGAGACUGAAGGCAGCCUUACCAAUUAAGUGUUCUUGAAAAUCUAAUUGAAUUAAUUGGAUUGGCAGAGUGAAGGUCUCACUGGAUUAUCAUCUGUAAUGUAAUCCACUGUAAAAGAUAAAUAAAUAAACAACUAAAAAGCAUCAUUUAUAGGCAGUUUCAAAUUUAAACAUCAAUACUUGGAAAACACACAAAAUACUUGAUUUUCUGGAGAAAAAAAGUUUGUUUGACAGUUUUUGCUCCAAAAAUAAGGGUUAAACUUUUUAUUUUCACUUCAGAAGAAAGUAAUGCUUAGAAUCUGAUGUGUCCACAUGAAGUUCUUCUUAAAUUUGACACUUUUCUUUGUCUCAGCAGUGUUUUUACAGCCUGUUCCUACUAGUCAUGCAGCAGCAGCAGCAGCAGCGUGUCUUUUAUGUCCUGCACCCUCCAGCUUCUUUUACAAUGGGAGCUCUGGACACAAAUGGGAAGCAGCUCAGCAUGCAUGCUGUAAGACAAACUCCAGAGAACUCUCCUUACAAAGAAGCACAGAGACCCUUCAGAUCAACGAUACAAGGAAAAGGGGGUGCUGCUCAUGUCCACAUCGCAUGGGGGAUUUACUUCCACAAACAACUGAAGAAAAUGCAAGAAGAAAAUAAAAGCCUUUAUCUCCAACCCUCGCCCAAGUCUCCACACAGAGAUUUACCUGACUCAACGCCAUAUAAGGAGUCACAACAUCUAUGGAGGGGACACCCUAAUGCAGGUUCUUAUCGCAGCCAAGGAACACCAUCAGAAGAGGUGGAGGACUCGGACUCUGCCGAAGAGAAACUUGAUGGGACGAUGAAAUACAUUGGAACUGAAAACACUCCAGCAACGAAAGUAAACGUGCGAUACUCACUUUACAGCAAGAAGCAGCUGCAGUGGGACAGGUCCAUCCAAGAGGGAAGAGUCAAGCCCCAAACCAAAGACAGUCAUGGCCAUCCUUCUUUAUCUGGAUACCCAAACUCCAUUUUGGUCACCACACCUUCCACGCACCCCUCCCCUAACAAUCGACUGCAGACAGGUUUCUGUGUGUUCCAUCCUAAAGGUGGUGAAAGCAUCAUUUCUUACCCUGGGACAACGUUUGAGCCCCACCAACAAACUGCACUAAACGCUGGGUGCAAUUACUUCAAUUUUGGCCAAAGAUUUGUGAAACAUAAUAUUUUUCAAGAGUUCUUUACUCCGCCUUUUUAUUUUCCUCCUGAUCCGCAGGAAACGCGUUCUCUUAAAGAAAUGGAAGGUUCCGUCUCCGUUUCAGAACCCUGGAAGAGGACAGUGCCUCCAUUCAGAACACAUCUGACUGGACUGAAGCUUCAGAACUUUUCUGACUGAAACAAUAGCUAAAUAACCCUCUGAUCCUGCUAUUUCCAGACGGGAGGAAAGUUUCAUAAAGCUUUGUUUUACAGGGCUCCCAGAUAUUACUGGUCAUUCAAAAGUCGUGUAAUUUUACUUAGUGAUUUUUUUUUUACUUUUUAUUUUAAGUUUUGCACUUUUAAAAUACAAAAAAAAGAUAAAAAAACACAAUCAAGUAAAAAAAAUGAAAUUAAAUAAAACAAAAUAAAAUACACAAAAACAAACAAACAAGCUAAAUUGAACAAGUGGAGUACAACAAAAAUUAGUUUUGAUCUUUAAGUUCUGAGGGUUGUGCAUAUUGCUUCCAUUUCCUCCAUUGGAGUUGAAGUUUUUCAGCUUUCAACCGUAAGUGAAAUGUCAUUUUUUCCAUAGAACAGAUCUCUUCCAUAAUGUCUCUCCAUUGAUCCAGUCUUAGUGGUUCACUUUUAAGCCAAUGUCUUAUUGUUUUUUUUGCAGGCCAUAAUCAUGACUGUAAAAAGAUAUUUUUCCACUGAAUUCCAAAUUUUCCAUUCCUAAUAAAUCAAAUUAAUGGUUUGUUCCCUUUAACAAAUUGUUCAUCUGGAAUAUGUACCGGUAAUGCGAGAAAUAAACACAACAGUUCAUUUUUA